AUGUCCAUGGCUGUGCCGACCUCGCUGCGCGCCCUGGCUCCCCCGGCGCUCCGCCCCUACUACCCUCUAGGGACGAGCGGGUCCGCGCGCCCGUCUCCGUCCCGCGCCACGAGGAGGCUGCCCCGGCGAAGGGGCGUGGCUCUGGCGGCCUCGGCUGCGCUGCCGUCGGACGCGGAGUGGCUGGAGCGGCUGCCGGAGAAGAAGAAGCCGCUGUACACGCACAGCCUGCCGGGCAUCGAGGCGUGGCUGCGCAGCAUCGGGUUCGCGCAGUCCCGCGAGGACCGCGCCGUCUGGGUCGCCGAGACCCCGCUCUGGCACGCCCGCCUCAGCCUCGACGUCACCGACCUCCACAUCAGAUACUUGAAAAGCGGCCCAGGAAAUCUUGACAAGGACAUGGAGAGAAGAUUCAGCUACGCGCUAAGCAGAGAAGACAUCGAGAACGCGAUACUCGGUGGACCCUAG
Messenger RNA from Lolium rigidum, 462 nucleotides. RefSeq lists its product as uncharacterized. The record is from RefSeq and is a predicted model, not a curated record. Lineage: Eukaryota; Viridiplantae; Streptophyta; Magnoliopsida; Poales; Poaceae. The transcript has 2 exons. The coding region runs from base 1 to 462 and encodes 153 amino acids.